CAGUGGUUCUAGACGGGAGGCCCUGUGGGCUUGCGGGGAAAAUGCCAGUGGCCGUGAUGGCGGAAAACCCGGUCUCCUUCCAGAGGUUGUUGGAGCAGUGCGAGGAGCAGGAACUUGAGGCUCCAGGAGGUAUUGCAACACCCCAGGUGUACAGUCAGCUUCUAGCGCUAUACCUUCUACACAAUGACAUGAAUAAUGCCAGAUAUCUCUGGAAAAGAAUACCACCUGCCAUCAAAUCUGCCAAUGCAGAGCUGGCUGGGAUUUGGGAGGUGGGAUAGAGGAUCUGGCAGAGAGACUUCCCCGGAAUCUACGCAUCCAGUGGUCAGAAAACAUUCAACCAAUCAUGGAGGCUGUAAGAGGUAUAGCACUGUCGUCCAGCACAUGGUGAAUUCUGAAAUAAAAUUGAAAGUAUAGGUUA
Spea bombifrons (plains spadefoot toad) is the source of this 418-nucleotide messenger RNA. Its product is annotated as COP9 signalosome complex subunit 8-like. The transcript is spliced from 4 exons. Gene Ontology annotation, biological process: COP9 signalosome assembly; protein deneddylation. NCBI's taxonomy places the organism in Eukaryota, Metazoa, Chordata, Amphibia, Anura, Pelobatidae. The coding region runs from base 42 to 278 and encodes 78 amino acids. The record is from RefSeq and is a predicted model, not a curated record. Gene Ontology annotation, cellular component: COP9 signalosome.